GUAACAUUGAUUCUGAGAAAUGGACAACAGCAUUUGUCAAGUUUAUGAAGAUGAAAUCCAGUCACUAGAAGAAGAAAUUAAACUAUUGGCUGAAAAGUAUGAAGAUAACCAACAAGAAGCCACCUUUUUUUCGGACAAGGAGAUGUUAAUGCCAAUAAAAUCUUUCCAAAGAGAAUUUCAGGGAGUAUCUAAGGGACGUGAAUUUCCAUCAGGCCUGAAAGCUCAACUUGAAAGUCUAGAAACAGAUCUCUCAUUUUUAAUGAAAUUUACUGGUAUUCAAUUCGCAAGUCAUUCCAGGAAAACAGUGGAAAAAACUAGAAACAGAACAGUGCAGAAGCACAGAUUAUCAGGGAAUUGCCACUCUUUGUCUUUUCAACUGGAAUUCCAGCUUCUUGAAAUGCAGAACAAAAAGAAUGUGUCUGCUGUUAUUACUGAUCUCAGCAUUAUAAUGGAAUCUGGAGAAGAUUUGGAUGUCAGCAAAUUUGUGUCAAGCACUGAAGAACAUGGAAAUCUCUUAACAUUUUUCCGAAACCUUUCGUCUUGUGCUGAGUGGUAUGAACAUCGUAGAUGCACCUUCCUACAUUUCAAGGCCAAAUAUCCUGAUGUUGUGACCCUUCCAGAAGGAGUGCUGGGAGAUUAUAUAAUUCUAAGGAACCCCAAAGUUUCUGGGUUUGAAUUACUGAUUGUUUGGAAGAUACAUAUAGAUGAAGAAGGGAGAACUACGCCUGUCCUGGACCUUCUGACUAAAGUACCGGAGCAAGUCUUGGAGCAGAAGAUGGCAACUAUUGAAAAUGCCCCCACCCGCUUCCGAAGCAUGCUGCUUCUGUUUGGGAUCGAGACAGCUAUCGAGAAUCUGAUCCAAGUGGUUAGCUCAGAAAAAUGAAUACCAGCAUGACUUACAACAGGUAGCAAUUUCAAAAGUAGUUUUAAUUAAGAUAUCGUGUUACACAGUCUAUAAUUUUAUUGAAUAUAAACAUUAAGUUAUUUUCCAUUUAGAAACCAUACUCAUAAAACAUGCUAUCUGUACAAUUAUGGCACGUUAUAUAUAAAUUGUCAUGACAUGAAAAUAAAUACAGCCAUUUAAAUACAAAAAUGCCAAAUAAAAUAGUUACAUGUACAGAGUG
This is a messenger RNA of Cariama cristata (Red-legged seriema), 1124 nucleotides long. It is a transcript of the gene CENPP, whose product is annotated as centromere protein P. The transcript is spliced from 8 exons. Gene Ontology annotation, cellular component: nucleus; chromosome, centromeric region. Gene Ontology annotation, biological process: CENP-A containing chromatin assembly. The record is from RefSeq and is a predicted model, not a curated record. NCBI's taxonomy places the organism in Eukaryota, Metazoa, Chordata, Aves, Cariamiformes, Cariamidae. Bases 20 to 883 code for a protein of 287 amino acids.